Solea senegalensis (Senegalese sole) is the source of this 1753-nucleotide messenger RNA. It is a transcript of the gene efemp2a, whose product is annotated as EGF containing fibulin extracellular matrix protein 2a. The coding region runs from base 401 to 1705 and encodes 434 amino acids. Gene Ontology annotation, molecular function: calcium ion binding. Lineage: Eukaryota; Metazoa; Chordata; Actinopteri; Pleuronectiformes; Soleidae. The transcript has 11 exons. The record is from RefSeq and is a predicted model, not a curated record.
CGCUCUCCUUCUCUCCUGCUCUCUCUCUCCCUCCCUGUUCAUGUGUUCAGCUGCUCCAGCUGUCCGUCUCCCCACUCACUCUCUCAGGGUCACACAGACAAGAGUUUAAGGGACCAGUUCUGGACGCCAACCACGCCGGGUCGACCGCAGGCUGCAGCAGGACGUACUGGUCAGAGGGAGACUGAGAGACAGGAGGAGCUGCCGGAAAAGAUUCAUCUAUAUCACUUCCUGGUGGCCCUCUCCAUCACAAAGUCCCGUCUUCAAGGCACUGCUACCUGUCCGAUAGUCGUGUGUGAGUGUGUGUGCGUGCGUGGGCGUGUGUGUGGGUGUGUUUGUGUGUUUGUGUGUAUGUCGUGUAUGUGUGUUCCCGUCCUCAUCUCCAACCAAUUAAUGCAUUAGUAUGCAGGGUGCUUGUGUGUCAAAAUUGUGCGUGUGCAUAUGUGUGUCUGUGCUCCUCCGCAGUGUUAUUUCACAGCCACCUACAGAAAGUGACACCUACACGGAAUGCACAGAUGGGUAUCACUGGGACCCUCAGACUGAGCAUUGCAAAGAUAUAAAUGAGUGUGAGACCAUUCAAGAUGCCUGCAAAGGGGAAAUGAAGUGUUUCAACCACUAUGGAGGGUACCUGUGCCUUCCUCGCUCUGCGUCCGUCAUCCCCGCCCCAGAGCCACCUAUCACGCCCACCGAGCCCUUUAACCCCUGCCCUCUGGGCUAUGAGCCACAAGGAGACAGCUGUGUGGAUGUCGAUGAGUGUGAGCGAGACGAACACGACUGCCAGCCCAGCCAGCAGUGCAUCAACACACUGGGCGCCUUCACCUGCCAGUGUCCAGAUGGCUAUCGCAAGGUUGGCACAGAGUGCAUCGACAUCGACGAGUGCAGGUACAGAUACUGCCAACAUCGUUGUGUCAACGUUCCCGGCUCUUUCGCUUGUCAGUGUGAACCCGGCUUCCAACUGGCGGGAAACAACAGAUCAUGCAUUGAUGUGAACGAGUGUGACAUGGGCGCUCCGUGCUCCCAGAGGUGUUACAACACAUAUGGCACCUUCCUCUGUCGCUGUGACCAAGGCUAUGAGCUGGGGCCAGAUGGAUUCGCUUGCAACGACAUUGAUGAGUGCAGCUUCUCCAGCUACCUGUGUCAGUACCAGUGUGUCAAUGAACCGGGGAAGUUCUCCUGUGUGUGUCCGGAAGGAUAUCAGCUGCUGGGAACCAGGCUGUGUCAGGAUAUAAACGAAUGUGAAACAGGUGAACACCAGUGCACAGAGACGCAGACCUGCGUGAAUGUCCAUGGACGGUACCAGUGUGUGGACUCGAACCGCUGCCAAGAACCAUACGUCCAGGUGUCUGAGAACCGCUGUGUGUGUCCUGUCAGCAAGCCGGCCUGUAGAGAUUUACCUUUCUCUACCGUUCACCGCUACAUGACCAUCACCUCGGAGCGGUCCGUCCCCUCAGACAUCUUCCAGAUCCAGGCCACCAGCGUCUCUCCGGGGGCUUACAACACCUUCCGCAUCCGCUCCGGUGAUGAGAACGGAGACUUUUACAUCAGGCAAAUCAAUAAUAUCAGUGCCAUGCUGGUGCUGGCCCGCGCUGUGUCCGGCCCCAGAGAGUACACGUUGGAUCUGGAGAUGGUGUCAGUGAACCCCCUGCUCAGCUACCACGGCAGUUCCGCCCUCAGACUCACCAUCUACGUUGGGCCUUACACCUUUUAAAGAGGAGGGAGGGAAACAAAAAGAAGAAGAAGAAGAAGACUGGGGGGA